AUGCUCAUCCUACUCACGCGUCACGACAUUCCAGUGCCGCUAGCGCUAGAGGAACAGCUCAGUGUUGAACUUGAUCGACUAGUGGAAAACGCGAUCUUGACACCCGUGGAUAUAUCAGAAUGGGCAGCCCCCAUUGUCGUUGCAAGGAAACCUAACGGAAAAAUUCGUAUUUGCGCUGAUUAUUCCACGGGAUUGAACAAUGCUUUAGAUGCAGAUGACUACCCUAUUCCAAAUAUAGAGGAUAUUUUGGCAAAGCUUCAGGGAAAUACCAUUUUCACACAACUGGAUCUGUCGGAUGCAUACUUUCAAUUAAAAUUGGACGAAGAAAGCAAACCCUUGACUACUAUCAAUACACAUCGAGAAUUGUUCAUGUUUAAUAAGCUGGUUUUUGGUCUGAAGCCAGCCCCAGCAAUUUUUCAACGCACCUUAGAGCAAGCUCUUGCUGGUAUCCCAGGCGUUGUGGUUUACCUCGAUGAUAUCCUCAUUUGCGGCCGAAAUCGGGAAGAGCAUGACAUGCAUCUCAACGAGAUUUUGAAUCGUCUCCAAGAGUGGGGAUUCAGACUAGGCAUUGGAAAAUGCAAGUUUCAUAUAUCCUCAGUAAAGUAUUUAGGCUUUGUAAUUUCUAGUAAAGGUAUUGAACCAGAUCCAGCACGUAUCAAACCAAUAUGUUCUAUGAGAGAACCUAAUAAUACAAAGGAAGUGAGAGCGAUUCUUGGAUUGGUAAAUUAUUACGGAAAGUUCGUUCCUAAUCUACAUCGUUUAAAGGCUCCUUUAGAACUCUUAUUAAAAAAGGACGCCCCUUUUGUCUGGAAUUCGGCAUGCAAGAAAGCUUUUCUUAAGAUUAAGGAAGUGUUAACCGGUCCACUUAUACUUGCACAUUUCGAUCCUCAACAGUCAUUAAUUGUUGCUGCGGAUGCAAGUCCCACAGACCAUCGACCUCUUCUGGUUCUGUUCCGCUCGUCUAAGACAAAGGGAUUAGAUACUCGCACGGCAAACCGCUUGAAGCGAUGGGCACUCCGCCUUAUUGGCUAUGAUUUUGAUAUAGAAUAUGUCAAAUCUGAGCAUUUUGGUCAAGCAGACGCCUUGUCCAGACUUAUUCAAGAAGCCAAAGUAGGUUCCACCGAUCCGGAAUUGGAAGAAGUUGUUGCUUCGCUACAGGAAAUAGAAACGGAACUUCAACAGUUGAUUCUAGAAUCAAGUCGUUUUCUGCCUAAGACAACUCGGGAUGAGCUGCAAUGA
Molecule: messenger RNA, 1239 nt
Organism: Trachymyrmex cornetzi
Lineage: Eukaryota; Metazoa; Arthropoda; Insecta; Hymenoptera; Formicidae
Exons: 2
Coding region: 1-1239 (412 amino acids)
Source: RefSeq, a predicted model, not a curated record